Messenger RNA from Strongylocentrotus purpuratus (purple sea urchin), 1805 nucleotides. It is a transcript of the gene acads, whose product is annotated as short-chain specific acyl-CoA dehydrogenase, mitochondrial. Gene Ontology annotation, biological process: fatty acid beta-oxidation using acyl-CoA dehydrogenase; butyrate catabolic process. The transcript is spliced from 9 exons. The coding region runs from base 64 to 1311 and encodes 415 amino acids. The record is from RefSeq and is a predicted model, not a curated record. NCBI's taxonomy places the organism in Eukaryota, Metazoa, Echinodermata, Echinoidea, Camarodonta, Strongylocentrotidae. Gene Ontology annotation, cellular component: mitochondrion. Gene Ontology annotation, molecular function: flavin adenine dinucleotide binding.
AGGUGGCGACAAACCGUUGUUCGAUUAUUCCGUGAUUACCCAACACCAAACUGUGCGUUGAAGAUGUCGUCCGUACUUAGCACUUUUACUCGAAGAAUUUUGCCUCAUGUGAGGCAAACAUCAGGCCACCAGGUCCGAUGUGCCGUCUCAAGCCUGGCUAGUCUACCGGAGGAACAUGAGAUGCUGAGAAAGACAUGCAGAGAUUUUGCCGAUAACGAACUUAAACCAAAUGCUGCUGAAUGGGACAGGAACCACACAUAUCCAGUCAAACAGGUAAAAGGUCUUGGAGAGCUCGGCUUGCUGGCUGUGUCCGUCUCUGAGAAGUAUGGAGGAACCAAUCUGGACUACCUGGCGUAUGCUAUCGCUAUGGAGGAGAUCAGUAGGGGUUGUGCGAGUACGGGAACCAUCAUGUCGGUUAAUAAUUCUUUGUAUCUAGGUCCUUUAGAAGGCUUUGGUACAGAGAAGCAGAAGGAAGAAUUUAUUGCACCGUUUGUCAACGGAGACAGAGUGGGCUGUUUUGCUCUCAGUGAACCAGAUAACGGUAGUGAUGCCGGUGCAGCCUCCACCACAGCCAGGCUAGACGGUGAUCAUUGGGUUCUCAACGGUGCUAAGAUGUGGAUCACCAAUGGGUAUGAGGCCGAGGCUGCUAUCGUCUUCGCUAGGACAGACAAAGCCAUGAAACACAAGGGUAUCAGUGCCUUCAUCGUUCCCAAGCCCUACGAGGGACUGGCGCUCGGUAAGAAGGAGGACAAGCUUGGUAUCAAGGCGACAUCCACAUGCCAGCUCAUGUUUGAAGACUGCAGGAUCCCCAAGGAGAAUAUCCUCGGUCAAGAAGGCAUGGGGUUCAAGAUUGCCAUGUCUACCUUAGACGCCGGUAGGAUUGGCAUCGCUGGACAGGCCCUGGGAAUAGCCCAGGCCUCCAUUGACUGCGCCAUUGACUACGCCACCAAGAGGGAGGCCUUUAACCAGCCCAUCUCACGCUUCCAGACCAUCCAGACCAAGCUGGCCGACAUGGAGGUCAGAGUUGAAAGUGCAAGGUUGCUGACCUGGAAGGCAGCCAUGAUGAAAGACGCAGGCCUAAACUACACGCAGGAGGCUGCAAUGGGAAAGCUAGCAGCAUCAGAAGCAGCUACUUACUGCAGUCAUCAGGCCAUCCAGAUACUUGGCGGUAUGGGUUACGUGACGGACAUGCCGGCCGAGAGGCACUACAGAGACGCCAGGAUCACAGAGAUCUACGAAGGAACAAGUGAAAUUCAGAAAUUCGUCAUAGCUGGUCAGAUGCUCAAGAAACACUCAGAAAUGAUGAGCUAAUAUUCCGUCUUAACUCUUGCCUGAAGAAUCGUUCACAUUAUACAUGGUAAACCGCAGAAUUCAGGGUUUUGAGUUUUUUGUUUUACUGUUAAAUAAAUGGCAAGUGGGGUGAGAAAAAAGGAUCUGCAGGCAGCAAAGACCUAAUGUGUAAUCACUUAUCUGUAUAGUAUAACAUACAGAAACGUAGAGCGCGUUAUGCUGUGUCCUCAUAUCUUGCCCUGGUGGUUUACUAACAGGAUAUGAGAACGAGGCUUUCGGUGUGGGCAAGUCCCAGGUUUUUUGCGCCAUACGUCAAUGACAAAUCAAAGAAUGAAGUACGUCCAUCAAUUCAAUUCAGUUGAUAGCCCUAAAAUAGCCGAGAUCAGAACAAAAAUCAAGUUCAUUCUUGACCUUGAUACUUAUUUUCGUUAUUGAUCCAUGGUUCUUUGCUCUUGGGGGACACAACGUGGCCCAAAAUCCUGGACUUGCCUUCAUGUAUAUACAGAGAUAUACAU